Daktulosphaira vitifoliae (grape phylloxera) is the source of this 3071-nucleotide messenger RNA. It is a transcript of the gene Esyt2, whose product is annotated as extended synaptotagmin-3. Gene Ontology annotation, molecular function: lipid binding. The record is from RefSeq and is a predicted model, not a curated record. Bases 364 to 2847 code for a protein of 827 amino acids. Lineage: Eukaryota; Metazoa; Arthropoda; Insecta; Hemiptera; Phylloxeridae. Gene Ontology annotation, biological process: lipid transport. The transcript has 17 exons.
ACUUAUCCGUUAAUCAAGGCCGAUGAAUUGUUAAGCUCUAGUUGUAAAAUAAACGUUUAUGUUUGUGAUAAUGUUGUAAAUUGCUGAUUCCGAUGAAUUUGGACGCUUUGCAUUCUACAAUGAGUGAUGAAUGUGUUUAAUGGCCUUAUAUCACGACCACCUCUUAAUUGUGAAUGUUGCCACAACCUUUACUAUAGAGAUCCGAACGUGUUAUUUCUUAAUAUUGUAGGUAUUCAAUGCUAAUAGUUUAUAUCUUCUUCUGCAAUAAAUAAUAUUAUAUAUCAACAAUUAUCAGCUAUUUUAAAAAUUACUUUGGUUUGUGAAUUAUUCUUCAACCUUAAUUCAUAGUAUAUUAUUUUAAAAAUGGCUGAUAAUGUGGAAUCUUAUGAAAAACUAUUCCCUGAAGAUGAAAAAGUAACUAAAACUAUUAAGAAAAAUGUUGAUGAACUGAAAACUGUUAAAGAAAAUCAAGAAAUGGAAAAUUCUAGUCUGUUUAGUACAAUAUCACAUGCAGCUCUAAGCUUUGCUAGUACUGCAUUUGUGUAUGCAAUUGGGUAUUGGCGUGUAGCUGCUGUCAGUACAUGGGUUUUAAUACCAAUAAUGACUUGUGUUUCCAUUGUACGGGAUCGUUGGCGUGAAGUUGGACAUAGAAGGCGUAGACGAGCACAAAUGAUUGCAUCAGCUGAUGAAAAAAAACUAAUAACAGCAAGUGUAGCUGAAUUACCUUCUUGGGUAUUCUUUCCUGAUAUGCAUCGCGCUGAAUGGUUAAAUCAAAUGAUAAAGCAAAUGUGGCCACUAGUCAGUGCCUUUACUCAAACUACUAUUAAACAAACUGUUGAGCCAAUGGUAGCUGAAAACUUGAGGGAAUAUAAUGUGAAUAGUUUUGCAUUUGAUAAGUUGCGUCUUGGCUCUAUACCUCCUAAGAUUGGGGGCAUUAAAGUUUAUGAGGGUAUUUCACGUGAUCAAAUUAUGAUGGAUGUUGACUUAAUAUUUUCUAGUGAUUGUGAUGUUUCUUUUGUUGUGAAAGGUGUUACAUGUGGGAUUAAAGAUUUCCAAUUGCGUGGAAUUAUGAGAGUAAUAAUGAAACCAUUGAUUGCUACUGCGCCAUUGAUUGGAGGAAUGCAUUUUUUUUUCUUGCAUCAACCUGACAUUGAUUAUGAUUUAGUUGGAGUAGCUGAUGUUUUAGAUAUGCCAGGUCUAAAUGAUGUACUGCGUAAAGUUAUUGCUCAACAAGUUUCAGCCUUAAUGGUCUUGCCAAAUAAAAUACCAAUUGUUUUGAGUAAUGAUGUACCUACUCACCAUGUGAAGUUACCUGAACCAGAAGGCGUUUUAAGAGUACACAUUGUACAAGCUAAAAAUUUGGUUGCUAAAGAUAUGAGUUUAAUGGGAAGAAAGGGAAAGUCAGACCCUUAUGUAAUUAUUACUUUGGGUGCUAAAGAAUACCGUACACCAACAAUAAAAAAUGAUUUAAACCCAAAAUGGGACUAUUGGUGCGAGUUUGUAUCAUUUUCUCCUAGAGGACAGUUGCUGAAACUUAAGUUGUUUGAUGAAGAUGAAAUAGUUGGAAAGAAACACUCAAAUCUGGGAAAAAUAUCGUUUGAAGUAUAUGGUGCAGUUCAUCUUGGUGAAGUAGACAAAUGGGUUAAUUUAGAAGAUACCAAGCAUGGAAUGGUACAUGUUCGAUUACAGUGGCUAGAAUUAACUUCUGAUAAAAGUGCAUUGAAAAGGGCAUUAAGUGAAACUCAAGAAUUGCGUGUAACAAACAUGAGCUCAGCAAUUUUAACACUGUACAUAGAUUCUGCUAUUAAUCUUCCUAAUGCAAGAUCUCAAAGUAAGCCUGAUCCAUAUGUAAAGAUUUCCAUAGGCCAAGAAUCCCAAAUAACAGUUUCAAAGUUACGGACAGAACGGCCUGUAUUUGAACAAGGUUUUACCUUUUUAGUCAGUAAUCCUGAAACUGAUACCAUAGAAUUUAAGGUAAUUGACCAGAAAACAGGUGUUCAAUUAGGAAUUUAUGAAUACAAGUUAACCAGAUUAUUUGUUUUUGGAAGUAUGGAACAAGAAAUGCAGCCUUUUGAUUUGAUAACCGAUAGUAAACAUAAACAUCAUGAUUGUAAACUAGUAUUUUGUGCUCAACUUAAGUUUCUUCAUAGAAAGCCCAAAGUAUUUUCUAACGAAGAUGCAAUAACUAAGCCAUUAUUAUUAAAACAAUCAUCAACAAUAUCUACAAAAUCAAAUAAUUCAAACAAUAGUUCAGGAAGUACAGAAAAUCUCCCUACUGUUACAAACCCCUCAAUAGAUGAGCCUUCUAUAAGUAGACCUUCCUCAAUUAUUGAAGAUGACUUAGAAGUACCACCUAUUGUUAUUGAACAAGAUCAAGAACUAGAAAUAAAAGAAACACAUGCAUCUUCUGAUAUAUCUGGACUAAAUGAUUCUUCUCACUGUCCUUUGGGUAGCAUUCAGUUAAGUUUUGAUUACAGUGUAGUUAGGCAACGACUUAAUGUAACGGUUCAUAAAGUUGUAAAUCUGCCCAUCAAAGAACCUUCAAAUAUUCCAGAUCCAUAUGUUAAACUUUAUAUAUUACCUAAAAAGGACAAUGCUAAUUCUAAACGCAAAACUGAAGCUUAUAAAGACCAAUGUAAUCCUGUUUUUGAAGAGACAUUUGAAUAUGUUUUGGGAAUUGCUGAAUUGAAUAGCAAACAAUUGGAAGUAACUGUAUUGACUAAAAAAACUUGGCAUAGUCCAGUCUUAGGUCAAAUUAUAUUGAAUUUAAGUGAUUAUGUUAAUCAAAAUUCAAUUAACUUCACUGGCUGGUUUGAUUUACAACCAGAAGCAAAAGAAGUUGCUUAAUUUUUAUCUGUUAAAUUUUAAAAUUGCUCUAUAAUUUAUUUGUGAUGCUUAAAUUAACCAAAUGAAAAAUGUACCUUAAUUUUAAUUAUUUUUGUGCAAUUAGAUUUUUAAGGCUAACAAAUUGUUGUAUUAAUUUUUGAUAACCUUUUAUUUAUGGACACAUGUCUGUUAUGUUCUAUGUAUUGUUUAUUAUUGUUCAAAUAAAUUAAACUCAUAUAUAUAUA